GAGAGAGAGAGAGAGAAGCGUUCUCGGAAAAAAGAAAGGAAGUCAGAAAGUUUUCACAAUCUGUCUCUGAGUCUGUUCCCUCUCUGAUCAGGUCUGAGAUCAGAAUCUGAUCCUGAACCCACAGAGACCAGCAGCAAACUAAGGAUGGCAGUGUGGGACAAAAACUCUUUCUGGAGCUUCUUGUUGCUUGUGGCAGGUGCUGUGGGUCAAAGUGUGAAAUAUUCACUUCCUGUUUGUGCUGUGAGAGGCUCGACUGUCACCCUCCCCUGCACCUUCACACCAGUUAAGGAGAUCAUCAGAGUCGUCUGGUGCCAGAAUCAUCUGAUUUGUCAUGGAUCCACUCCGUCUGUGUACGACAGUGAUUCAAAGACCAACAAACCCCCCGACCCUCGCUACAGAUACCUGGGAGACAAGACAGGAAACUGCACUUUACAGAUCAGUAAUGUACAGGAGAGAGACAAGGCAACGUUUCGCUUCAGAAUGGAGGCUAAAGAUGCAGCAGGACAUUGGACUGGACGAAGUGGAGUGAAUGUCACAGUUGUUGACGGUUCUCCGAUGAGAAUAACGAGCUCCAGUGAGAGAGAGGCGAGAGAGGGUCAGAACGUCACACUGCUCUGCACCUCAACCUGCACCUUCCACCAGCUGCAGGUCACCUGGUUCAGAGGUGACCACCUCCUCCCAGGGUCUGGCCCCGCCCUCAGGUUCAGCCCUCUGACCGCAGAGGAUUCUGGGAACUACACCUGUGGUUUGAAGGCCAACUGGGGGACACGCUCGGUGGCGUACGUGCUGCAGGUGGAGGCUGCAGACGGAGGGGGGGGUGUGACCCUGCUGAUAGUUGGUGUGCUGUUUGGUGUCCUGCUGGCUGUGUGUGUGCUCAUCCUGGCCGUCUGCAUCAUCAAAAGGAAGCGAGCAGCAGCAGCAGAGAGAACUAUGGGAGGUCAGGUGGGACAAAAGCUUCCUGAUAGCAUCUACAGCGACAUCCUGCCGCCUGCUGAGCAAGGGGGAGGAGGUCAACGCCAGGAAACCAGUCGAGCUGUGGAGGAGCUCAGCUACGCCUCCGUCCAGUUCAAACACAAGAAAAAGGCCAGGCCGGUGGAGGAUGCAGAGGACGCCAUCAUUUACAGCUCAGUGGCCACCAGAGGCUGAAGUUACGUCUCCCUCCCUCAGGAGCAGCAGGUGUUGGGACACCUCAGAUGUUUGUUGAUAAUGUUCACCUCUGUCCACCUGGCAGGUGUGUGCUUUUGUUCAGCUCGGCCAGAUCAACCUCCUCAGGCGCCCCGGGACAAAGACGGGCCCCUGUUGACACCAAGGUGACCCUCAGAGGACCUGACGUUAAUAUGAAGCUUCAACGGGAUUUUAUAAUAUAAAUCUGUAUGUGUGAGACUGUUAAAGCUUCAUAUUAACUUACACUUUUAUGAAACAGUUAAUGUCCGGUAUGAACCAUCAAAACAAAUACACCUGUUCAUGUGUUCAUAUGGUCACCUGACUGAGACCCUGUCCUUUGAAUACGACAGUAACUAUGACGCUCAGUGGGUGUUUCCAUGGAGACGAAACUCUGCUCCACACUCCUAAGCUAAGUUUAGUCUCAGUGCUGGUUGUGAAUGUAUCAGCUUGCUUUAAUAUUUUAUUAUUCAUUCAUAUUUCUCAACUGUUUAUUGUAAUUUAUUGUAUAAGAGCUUUAUCUUGCAGUUUUGUAAAUAAAAGCAUGUAAAUAAAGAUUUAUUUGAUUUA
This is a messenger RNA of Seriola dumerili (greater amberjack), 1731 nucleotides long. Its product is annotated as leucine-rich repeats and immunoglobulin-like domains protein 1. The record is from RefSeq and is a predicted model, not a curated record. NCBI's taxonomy places the organism in Eukaryota, Metazoa, Chordata, Actinopteri, Carangiformes, Carangidae. The transcript is spliced from 7 exons. The coding region runs from base 145 to 1146 and encodes 333 amino acids.